Teleopsis dalmanni is the source of this 3044-nucleotide messenger RNA. RefSeq names its product ubiquitin carboxyl-terminal hydrolase 8 (gene Usp8). Gene Ontology annotation, biological process: protein deubiquitination. The record is from RefSeq and is a predicted model, not a curated record. The transcript has 9 exons. Bases 143 to 2821 code for a protein of 892 amino acids. NCBI's taxonomy places the organism in Eukaryota, Metazoa, Arthropoda, Insecta, Diptera, Diopsidae. Gene Ontology annotation, molecular function: cysteine-type deubiquitinase activity.
UGAAAUUAUAAACCUAGUUAUUUUAUUAACGUAGGGAUAUCAUAAUAAAAUUCUAAGCAAUUAAAUUCAUAUGCAUAUAACUUUGGUGCUACAAAUCUAAUUAGAAACUUUUUAUUGGCCCUAAAUUUUUAUUACACACAAAAUGGGACAAGUAAAGGAGUUGCAUUUGUGCAAAAAUCUAAACGACCUGGAGCAGUAUUUCAAAAUUCCUAAUAUAACAAAUAAGUCAAAAAUGAAAAGUCUCAUAGAGUCAGCGCAUAAACUUUUACAAAACGGGAAUAAACAUUACCAGGAGGGGGAUGAAGAAUAUGCCUAUAUAUAUUAUAUGCGAUAUUUUAACUUGCUGAGCACUUUGCGCAAAAUGCCCACCUAUACGGAGUACAAGAUGUCCAUACAAAAAACUCUCGGAGGAAAUACAGCGAACGCAAUAAUAAUGGAUAAAUUGGAAGAAAUGACUAAAUCACUUAGUGAACGUUACGAUCGCUUGAAUGAAAAAAAAAAUGUACCACCACCACUCACCGACGAUGAUAUGAAAUUUUAUAAUAAUUUAAGCGCUUCAGAUAAAUUUAAUGUGGUUAAAGCAUCACCAAGCUAUGAGCAGAUAGGCGAUGCACUUAAAUUGAUAUCAUGUAAACAAUUAUUUCAGCUAAUGCAAACAAAUACUGUACUUAUAAUGGAUUGUCGUUGUGUUGACGAUUACAAGGUAUCACAUCUAAACUAUAAUUUUUCUUUUAAUAUACCAGAAGAAAUAAUAUUACCAGGGUUAUCGGCAGGAAAACUACAAGAUAAAUUGGACAACGAAUCGAAGAAAUUUUGGUCGGCACGUUCUAUAAAAGAUCAAGUAGUACUUAUGGAUUGGAACUGUAGAGAAGCAACUCCAAAUAAAACCAAAUCUAUUGCUGUAUUACAGGAUAUACUGCAAAAUUGGGACCCCGAUUGCAUUUAUCGUUCUCCAAUAAAAAUAGUCGAUGGCGGCUAUGAAUUUUUUAUAAUGAUGUAUCCAACUCUAUGUACAAAUCCUACUGUACAAUCACCACAUCAUAAUCAACAAAAUAAUGAUAUGAUAGAUGAUAUUGAAUAUCCUUCCAUACACGAUAUUACAAUGAAAGACGAUAUGCGUCCAUUUUCACGAAGUCCCUUAAAUUUUAACCAAUAUACCAACUCGGUUGUCUCAACAAAUCAAGAGCGUCCGUUCAUUGAUCGUAGCAGUAAAACAGCAGCGCUAAAAACUUAUAAUGAGAAACAAAAAGCAAUUGUAGAAAUUAUGAAAGAACAUGAUGAACUUGUAGAAAAGGCUCAAGCAAAUGAUGAACAGUUAGAGCAGGCUCAACAAAAAUGGAAUACAGUAACAAAUGUAAACAAAUUAUCAACAGCAGAACAACAACUUUUAUAUAAUAUAUGGCAAUUAGAGAGUGCUGCUGAAGACUAUCGAAUUGAAAAUAACCGACUAAGAGAUGAGCUUGAAAACUACAAACGACUUGAUAGAGAAACAGAAAAGGCACCUGCAAUUGAAAAUGAAAAAAUAGAGGAAGUUACCAAAAAAAUUGAGACCAAAAUACAAGAACGUCAGAAAGUUGAUGAACAACAUGAACGUGAAAAGAAACAGCGUGAAACACAAUUGGCUAUUGCACGGGAAAAUAAAAGACAUAUGAAACCACCGGUUUUAGAAGAUGAAGAGAUGUCACAACCAAAAAUACCCCAGUUUGAUCGUUCGGUCAAGCCAAUAAUCCCCAACAACAUAAUAGAGACAAUACAUGCGGAAAAAAGAAGAGAUUUUUCACCAAUACCUGGUUCAAUGGGUCGCGGGUUGACAGGCUUAAAAAACCUCGGCAACACUUGCUACAUGAACAGCGUACUACAGUGCCUGAGCAAUACGCCACAGCUAACUGAAUACUGCAUAACAAACCAAUAUAAAAACUAUAUAAAUCGCUCUAAUAAAACGAAAGGCCAUAUUGUUGAGGAGGUAGCGGCACUGAUUAAAGUUUUAUGGAAUGGAAACUACAAAUGUGUGGCAAGUAAGGAUUUACGUUAUGUCAUUGGUCAGUAUCAACAAAUAUUUCGUGGCAUUGAGCAACAGGACUCUCAUGAAUUUUUAACAAUUUUGAUGGAUUGGCUGCAUUCAGAUUUACAAACCCUAGAUGUACCUGAAAAAUCGCACGAUAAUUUAUCUGCCUCAGAUAAGGCAUGGUCAGAAUUCACAAAAUCUAAAGAGAGUGUAAUAUCGCGUUUAUUUUAUGGUCAAAUUAAAAGCACAGUUAAAUGUAUCGAAUGUAACAAAGAAUCUGCCACCUAUGAAAGUUUUUCAAAUCUAAGUUUUGAGUUACCUACAAAUAAUAAUGAUAAUUUUUGUCCUUUGGAACAAUGUAUGGCAAUGUAUUUCAAUGGUGAAGUUAUAACUGGUUGGAACUGUCCAAACUGCAAACAACAACGAAGAGCAAUUAAAAAAUUAGAUAUAUCAAAACUGCCACCAGUCUUGGUAAUACAUCUUAAGAGAUUUUAUGCAGAUCCUGAUGCGCUCGGUAAUUCUUAUAAAAAAAAACAGAUUUUUGUCAAGUUUCCAUUAGAAAAUUUAGAUAUGAGACCCCAUAUUGCCAAAUCCGAAUUAAGGAUUUCCUCACCGAAAACGUAUCAGCUAUAUGGCGUUUCUAAUCACUAUGGUUCUAUGGAAAGUGGACACUACACCGCUUUUUGCAAAAGUAACACUUAUGGCAAAUGGUUCAAAUUUGAUGAUCAGGUAGUUUCAGCGCUUGAUGCCUCCAGUGUUAAUUCCAGUGCAGCUUACAUACUUUUCUAUUCGUGGCUACCAACUUUUAAAAAUUAGCGUAGAACUAAAAUGCGAUUUCCAGCCAACAGCAUAAAUCUCAGUUAACAUUAAGUAAUAAAAUUAUUAGUUAUCUUUUUCAAAAUUUUGAUUUCAUAAACCAAAUUUUAGUUAACGUUAUUGAUUAUUUAUUUUGUGCAAAUAUAUUAUAUUAGAAACAUACAAUACAAUGUAAUACAAGUUUUUGUUAUAAAAGCUUCUAGUCGAUCUAGAAUUUCAAUAU